CACACACAUAUACACACACAUGCUCUGCAGAUAAACGCUCAGCACACACACACACACACACACACACAGAUAUACCCUCACACACCUUACUCACUCACUCUCCCUGAGUGAGAGCUCAGAAACGAUUUCUUACAAGUGUUCAGAGAGAGAAUAAGAAAGGGAGAAAGGAGGAAGAGAGUGAGAGUGAGAGAGAGGAGGAGAAAGGAGGAUCAGCAAGCAAGAGAUGGAAAGCAGGAGGAGGAAGAAGAAUUAUAUCCUCUGAAGAGUGAGAGAGAAAAGAAGGACUUUGGGAGGAAGCUGCAGCGGAAACAAGCCACAAGGAACUCAGGCAAUUACUUCUCCUCUACCUGGCAGGAAUGACCUUCCAUAUAUUUGCUUCACCCAUCACAACAGGACAAAAUAGAUAUCUACAGCACAGAGUUGCAGCAGUGGCCGUCGACAGCUGUUGUGUACCAGUGUGUCCGUGCCCUCCAGCUGCGAUCGUGUCCCCUCCCUGCUGAGCGUUUCUGAGUGUGCUACCCUUGGCCUGACUGAAGUUUCGCCAUGUUGUGGACUCUUCUUUUGGCGCUGAUCCUGUUGCUGGUGCUCCAGGCCCAGCUGUGUGUGUGCUUGCGUGAGCUAAGAUCUGCGUCCUUGAUGACCUCGGUGACUUCUGUGACCUCUGAGACUCCAGCUCAGGCCCAGAAUACCACAGCCUCACGUCGUAUGCCAGGAGCCAUCAUCAUUGGGGUCCGGAAGGGCGGCACCAGGGCCUUGCUGGAAAUGCUCAACCUUCACCCAGAUGUUGAGGUAGCCAAGGCUGAGGUCCACUACUUCAACUUGGAUGAAAACUUUCGCAAGGGUUUGGACUGGUACCGCGCCCAGAUGCCCCUAACCCUGCCUGGGCAAGUGACUGUGGAAAAAACACCUGGCUACUUCACAGCACCUUUGGCUCCAGCCAGGAUGUGGUCAGCAAAUCCUGCCGUAAAGCUUCUUCUAAUUGUCCGUGAUCCAGCCGAGAGACUCGUGUCAGACUACACACAAGUUCUCCACAACCGGCUUCAGCAGAACAAGCCCUACCAGCCUCUAGAGGAGCUGCUCUUGCGCCAGGGGCGAAUCAACCCCAGCUACAAGGCCCUCCAGAGGAGCCUCUAUCACCAACACAUGGCCAGGUGGCUGGAGCUGUUCCCCAGGGAGCAGAUCCAUAUCGUGGACGGAGAGGCACUCAUCCAGGACCCGUUCCCUGAGCUACAGAAAGCUGAGCGGUUCUUAGAACUUGUUCCACAAAUUACGCCGGACAACUUCUACUUUAAUACCACCAAAGGGUUUUACUGCCUGCUUUCUGAAGGACAUGAUAAGUGCCUUGAUGAUUCCAAAGGGAGGCCACAUGCGCCCCUCAGUAACAAAGCAUUUCAAAAACUCUGCCGAUACCUCUGGGUGCCCAAUCAGAUUUUCUUUAGGAUGGUGGGGCAGACUUUCAAGUGGUGCUGAUGAAAGGUGAUGUGUAUCUGAUGUGCAAACUGCAGACAAGAUUUAACUGCAGAUAAGAUGAUUCCAUCAGCUCAAAACUCCAUACACCAGUUGCUAUCUGGCAAAAUAGGCUAAGAGCUUUCAGUCCAAGAGCUGAAAUGAAAAAGUGUGAGAGCAGAAACGAGAACGUCAGACUGCACCACUGGUUCCUCCUGGUGUUGGUUGUGCAUAACUGCAAUAGACUGAUAGACUGAGUAAAUUCAAAUGUGUGAACUGACUGUAUUUUUGAAAUGUAAAUCUUCUGAAGACUGGAAGCCUUCAUUUUGCAAAGUAUGUAAAAUAAGUACAUAUGCAAGUCUUCACUCUGCAAAAUAUUUAAGAAUAUGUAAAUCUCUUCAGUAAUUGUUGAGGAUAAAGGGAAUUUCUGCAUAAUUCACUCACUGAGAUGUAAAUUAACUCAUUCAGAAACAUCACCUAUUCAGAUUUUCUUUACAGUGCUGAUGAUAGGAACCAGGGGUCAUAAUGUCUACAACACCAGUUAUUUGCUUUCCAAAACAUUAGUGAACUUACAUGUCUUCUUGUUAUGUUAAUGUUACAGUGGUAAAAAAAAACGAUUAUUUUGUCUUACAAUGCCUGGCAUGCACCUUUUUCACCAUGGUUGUAUUAAAAAUUACAUUUUAAACCAAAACUCUAUCUUAAAACUAUCAUCAAACAAUGAAUCGGGCAGCAGCCCAUGAAUUUAAUAAAACAUUAAACGCAAUAACUUUAUAUGGGAGCUUUAUAAAGUACGUCUGAUUCCUAUCACCACCGUUGUGAACACGUCUAACUUCUGACUGUAAGCUUUUCUAGAAUGCUACAUUCAAGCCACUUUGCUUACAUUUUAAUGAUUGAAUUGUAGAGAUUUGAAAACGUGGUGGUAUCAAGCUGUAAUGUCAUCAAUAUGGUGGUACCACAAUUUACCAUCAACCCAAUAUAAGCCUAUACUUUACAUGUAUUAUCUGUAUUUAAUGAAUCUCUUUAAAAAGUUGUACAUAGUAUGACUGUGAGCCAUAGUCCUUCUAGUUCAAUAGCUGAUUUUUCAUAUUUGCAAUUCAUACUGCUAAUAAUUUGUACUUGAAUAUUUCUUUGGAGCAUUUUGAAUAGAAUUUUCUAUUUUUUAAUGGUCUCUUACAAUGGGUUAUUUUAUGAUGUCUGUAUGCACAACAAAAAUGUUUUUUAUUCAAUAAAUGUAUGUAAAUAAAGUUUCAAUGUUAGAGAAUACAAACUCUGAAAAUAACGCAUAACAACAUUAGAAUUGUUUACCGUGUUACAUUAUUUCAGUGAUGGAUAACCAAUGCAGUCUACUCUGUAAUUCAGGAGACAGUGUAAGCAAACAUCCACUGAAUCUGUAAUUAAAUAUUUUUUUUC
Messenger RNA from Pygocentrus nattereri (red-bellied piranha), 2856 nucleotides. It is a transcript of the gene hs3st1l2, whose product is annotated as heparan sulfate (glucosamine) 3-O-sulfotransferase 1-like 2. Gene Ontology annotation, molecular function: [heparan sulfate]-glucosamine 3-sulfotransferase activity. Lineage: Eukaryota; Metazoa; Chordata; Actinopteri; Characiformes; Serrasalmidae. Bases 544 to 1470 code for a protein of 308 amino acids. The transcript has 3 exons. The record is from RefSeq and is a predicted model, not a curated record.